AUGGAGAGUACCAAGGUGCAGUUGAGUGCUAUGCCAAGCAGCCUCCAAGCCCUUGGGCUCAACCUUCCACUCCACCGGUCCAAGAAAGCGAGCUAUAUACUGUCGUGCAAGGCCACCGAUGGCCGCCGUGACGUGCUCCUCCGCCUUGCGGGCGGAGUUGCGACGGCGGGCCUAUCCGAGCUCCGUGGCGCACUUGCGAAGCCCAUCCAGUCCCCGGACUUUGGCAACUGCCAGCCGAUCGAUGAUCCCGACAAGGUUCCCCAAGUAAAAGACACCAAGUGCUGCCCCCCCCCCAAGUACGACGACAGAAUCCCAAUCCUCGACUUCAAGCUGCCCCCGCUCUCCUCGCCGCUCCGUGUUCGGCCAGCGGCCCACCUGGUAGACCGCAACUACCUGGCUAAGUAUGAGAGAGCCGUGAAGCUCAUGAAGGAGCUGCCCGAUGAUGACCCUCGCAGCUUCUCGCAGCAGUGGCACGUGCACUGCGCAUACUGCAAGGGCGCAUAUGAACAGAUCCGCUACCCGAAACUGAAGAUCGACAUACACAGGUCCUGGCUCUUCUUCCCAUGGCACAGGUUGUACCUCUAUUUCUACGAGAGGAUCCUUGGUAAUCUCAUCGACGACGACACCUUUGCACUUCCGUUUUGGAACUGGGACGCGCCCCACGGCAUGACCCUCCCGGUGAUGUACACCAGUGAGUCUUCGCCACUCUAUGACUCUAAGCGUAACCCCGUGCACCUGCCACCGGCCAUUGUCAACCUCGACUACAACCACAAAGACUACCACUCCGGGACCGACCACAAGAUCACAACAGAAGACCCGAUCAAUCUGAACCUCAAGCUCAUGUACCGUCAGAUGAUUGCUGGGGCCAAGAAGACUGAGCUAUUCCUGGGGACGUCAUACCGCGCUGGCGAAGAACCGCGAGGCCCAGGUACCAUCGAGUGCGAGCCACACAACACAGUCCACGACUGGACCGGUGAGUCGAAGGAGCCCAGCGAAGACAUGGGCAACUUGUACUCCGCGGCACGCGACCCGGUCUUCUUCGCGCACCACGGCAACGUCGACCGCAUGUGGAAUGUCUGGCGCUGCCUUGGCCACACCGACUUCACCGACACCGACUGGCUUGACAGUAACUUUCUGUUUUACGACGAGGAGGCCCGCCUUGUCCGUGUCCACGUCCGUGACUGCCUCGACACGCUGGCCUUGCGC
This is a messenger RNA of Triticum dicoccoides, 1206 nucleotides long. RefSeq names its product polyphenol oxidase, chloroplastic-like. The annotation marks the transcript as partial. Gene Ontology annotation, molecular function: catechol oxidase activity. Lineage: Eukaryota; Viridiplantae; Streptophyta; Magnoliopsida; Poales; Poaceae. The record is from RefSeq and is a predicted model, not a curated record. The transcript has 3 exons.